Messenger RNA from Periconia digitata, 2048 nucleotides. NCBI's taxonomy places the organism in Eukaryota, Fungi, Ascomycota, Dothideomycetes, Pleosporales, Periconiaceae. The record is from the annotation of a GenBank genome assembly.
AAAGCCUUCGCCACGUCUGAGCCAUGCCUCCCAAAGCACCGUCGCGUGAAGCCUUGACGCUCCUCAAGCAUUCAGCCCGCCCACGCACCAACUCUACCCUUCCAGCGCAUCUGCAAUGGCGCCUCGCAGCAUCCUCCAGUCGCCCUUCUCUGCAAACUAACUCCCAAUUGCUCAUCUCCAAGCCCAUCGCUCGUGGUGCUGCGACGUAUACGCAUUCGCAUCAUGCUGAAGCCGUAUCCAUCAUCCCCACGACUGUGGACACAAACUCCGAGGACUUCAAGGAGAACAAGAAACAACUCGAUGAAGCCACAGCAAACCUGACCGAGCUUCACUCCAAAAUCGCCCAAGGAGGGUCACAAAAGGCGCGGGACAAGCACAUCCAGAGAGGCAAAAUGCUGGUGAGGGACCGCAUCACCGCAUUGAUUGAUCCAGGCACUUCAUUUCUCGAGCUCAGUCAAAUGGCAGCUUACAACGUCUACCCAGGCGAGGAAGUACCGGCCGCUGGCAUCAUUACUGGAAUUGGAACAGUCAACGGCGUGCAAUGUAUGGUAGUGGCCAACGACUCCACCGUCAAGGGCGGAACAUACUACCCCAUGACGGUCAAAAAGCACCUCCGAGCACAAGCCAUUGCUCAAGAGAACCGACUCCCAUGCAUCUACCUUGUCGACUCCGGCGGUGCCAAUCUCCCUCACCAAGCCGAUGUCUUCCCAGACGUGAACCACUUUGGCCGCAUCUUCUAUAACCAAGCGCGCAUGUCCGGCAUGGGAAUCCCACAAAUCAGCGUAGUAAUGGGACCCUGCACAGCCGGCGGCGCAUACGUUCCCUCCAUGAGCGAUGAAAGCAUCAUUGUAGAAAAUCAAGGCCACAUCUUCCUCGCUGGCCCACCCCUCGUCAAAGCCGCCACCGGUGAAGUCGUGUCAGCUGAAGACCUCGGCGGCGGCAAACUCCACAGCGAGAUCUCAGGUGUAACUGACUACCUAGCCGUCGACGACGCGCACGCUCUCGUUCUCGCACGGAGAAGCAUCGGAAACCUCAAUUGGCACCGCAACCAGCCCUCCACUCCUACACCGACCUUCAAAGAACCUAUCCAUGAUCCAGCUGAGCUGUCGGGCAUCGUAGGCACCAACCUCCGCCGCCAAAUUCCCAUCCAUGAAGUCAUUGCUCGUAUCGUCGACGGCUCCGUCUUCUCAGAGUUCAAACCAUCCUACGGAUCCACUCUCGUAACAGGCUUCGCGCACAUCUACGGGCAGCCUGUGGGCAUUGUAGCCAACAACGGCAUCCUCUUCUCCGAAUCUUCGCUCAAGGGGGCGCAUUUUGUUCAAUUAUGCGGAAAGCGACAAAUCCCGCUCAUUUUCUUGCAGAACAUCAGCGGUUUCAUGGUCGGGCAGGACGCGGAGAAAGGAGGCAUUGCGAAGAACGGGGCUAAGCUUGUAACAGCUGUGAGUUGUGUUGACGUGCCCAAGUUUACAGUCGUGGUUGGCAGUUCAGCUGGUGCGGGUAACUAUGGAAUGUGCGGCCGCGCCUACUCCCCCCGUCUCCUCUUCACUUGGCCCAACGCAAAAACUUCAGUAAUGGGCGCCGAGCAGCUCUCCUCAGUCAUGGAAGCCGUCGGCAAAACCGUCGACCCAGAUCUCAAAGCGCGCAUCGAGCGCGAGAGCGAGGUAUCGUUCGGCUCGGCCAGACUCUGGGACGACGGCGUUAUCCCGCCUGAGCAUACGCGGAGGGUGCUGGGGAUGGGCUUGCGUAUGGCGUGUGGUGGGCAGAACCGCGGGGUUGAGAGGGAGAGUAAAUAUGGUGUUUUUAGGAUGUGAGGGGGGUGGGAUGGAGGCCUGGUGGGUCAAUGAAAGAGGAACACGAGGAGAGUGUGAGUUGUAGUAUUGUCCAUCAUGCUGGGGCUUUCUGUUCGUUUGUCGUUGCGUUGAAGCCCCCUUUUUUCGGAUUCCACUUGGAUGUACUACCUGCAUACGUGUAUCCUCAAAAUCUAGCGAGUAAGCAAAAAAAAAUACAGUCAGAAAGUAAGCGUUCCAGCGACCAGUGUUCUCUUCCAU